CCCUGACCUGCAGCCCUUCCAUCCAAGCUGGCUCCUGGAAACUGAGGGGACACAGCUGAGCAUCCCAUUAUUUCUACCCCAGCAACUCAGCUGUGGAGGGACAGAUCCCAGGGCAGAGUCCAGGGCAGCUCAAGGCUCCUCCGCACACGCCUGCUGAACCCUGAGCGCCCUGAGCUGCCAGCAUGGGGCGGGCCGAGGCCGCCGCCAUGAUCCGGGGCCUGGCCCUGCUCUGGGCAGUGGGGCUGGGGGGUGCCACCCCCAGCCCCCCUCGCCUUCGGCUCUCCUUUCAAGAACUCCAGGCCUGGCAUGGUCUCCGGACCUUCAGACUGGAACGGACCUGCUGCUAUGAAGCCCUGUUGGUGGAUGAGGAGCGUGGACGCCUGUUUGUAGGUGCUGAGAACCAUGUGGCCUCACUAAGCCUGGAUAACAUCAGCAAGCGGCCCAAGAAGAUGGCCUGGCCAGCCCCUGUGGAAUGGCGAGAGGAGUGCAAUUGGGCAGGGAAGGACAUUGGCACUGAGUGUAUGAACUUCGUGAAGUUGCUGCAUGCCUAUAACCACACCCACUUGCUGGCCUGUGGCACAGGGGCCUUCCAUCCAACCUGUGCAUUUGUGGAGGUGGGCCACCGGCUGGAGGAGCCCAUGCUCCGGCUGGACCCACGCAGGCUUGAGGAUGGCAAGGGGAAGAGUCCUUAUGACCCCAGGCAUCGGGCUGCCUCCGUGCUGGUGGGGGAAGAGCUGUAUUCAGGGGUGGCAGCAGACCUCAUGGGCCGGGACUUUACCAUCUUUCGCAGCCUGGGCCAGCGUCCGAGUCUCCGAACGGAGCCGCAUGAUUCCCGCUGGCUCAAUGAACCCAAGUUUGUCAAGGUCUUUUGGAUCCCAGAGAGUGAGAACCCAGACGAUGACAAAAUCUACUUCUUCUUCCGUGAGUUGGCUGUGGAAGCUGCACCAGCAAUGGGACGCUUGACUGUGUCUCGAGUUGGCCAAAUUUGCCGGAACGAUGUGGGCGGCCAACGAAGCUUGGUCAACAAGUGGACGACAUUCCUGAAGGCCCGACUAGUGUGCUCAGUACCAGGAGUGGAGGGUGACACCCACUUCGACCAGCUUCAGGAUGUGUUCCUGCUGUCCCCACGGGACCGGCGGUCCCCACUGCUGUAUGCUGUCUUCUCCACUUCUAGUGGCAUUUUCCAGGGCUCUGCUGUGUGCGUGUACAGCAUGAACGACGUGCGCCGGGCCUUCCUGGGACCCUUUGCACACAAGGAGGGGCCCACACAUCAGUGGGUGUCCUACCAGGGUCGUGUCCCCUACCCCCGACCAGGCAUGUGCCCCAGCAAGACCUUUGGUACCUUCAGUUCCACCAAGGACUUCCCUGAUGACGUCAUCCAGUUUGCCCGGAACCACCCUCUGAUGUACAACUCAGUCCUGCCCAUAGGGGGACGCCCUCUCUUCUUACAAGUGGGUGCUGGGUACACAUUCACCCAAAUCGCUGCAGACCGUGUAGCAGCUGCUGACGGACACUAUGACGUCCUCUUCAUUGGCACAGAUGUAGGCACAGUGCUGAAGGUGAUCUCAGUCCCCAAGGGCAGCUGGCCAAGCUCUGAGGGGCUGCUCUUGGAGGAGCUGCACGUGUUUGAGGACUCAGCUGCAGUCACCAGCAUGCAAAUCUCCUCCAAAAGGCAUCAGCUGUAUGUAGCCUCACGGAGUGCAGUGGCCCAGAUCUCCUUGCACCGCUGUUCGGCCCAUGGACGAGCCUGCGCUGAAUGCUGUCUUUCCCGUGACCCCUACUGUGCCUGGGACGGGGUCGCAUGCACACGCUUCCAGCCUACUGCCAAGAGGCGGUUCCGGAGGCAGGACAUAAGGAAUGGCGACCCUAGAACGCUGUGCUCUGGGGACUCAUCCAGUCCCACGCUGCUGGAGAGGAAGGUCUUCGGUGUGGAGGGUGGCAGUGCCUUUCUGGAGUGUGAGCCCCGCUCACUGCAGGCGCACGUGGAAUGGACCUUCCAGCGCGCAGGGGAUGUGGCGCAUACCCAAGUGCUGGCACAAGAGCGAGCCGAGCUCACUGCGCGAGGGCUGCUGUUGCGCAGGCUGCGACGCCAGGACUCAGGCGUGUACCUGUGUGCCGCCGUUGAGCAAGGUUUUUCGCAGCCGCUGCGUCGCCUGGCACUGCAAGUGCUGAGUGCUGUGCAGGCGGAACGACUGGCAAGGGCAGAGGAGGCCGCACCCCCUGGGCCUCCCAGCCCUAAACUCUGGUACCGGGACUUUCUGCAGUUGGUGGAGCCAGGCGGCGGUGGCGGUGUGAACUCUCUGCGCAUGUGCCGGCCACAGUCCCCUCCCAGCCCUGCUGCCUCAGAGUCACGCAGGAAAGGCCGCAGCAGGCGGAUGCACUCUGAGCCGCGAGCUGAGCGGGGCCCGCGCAGCGCUGUGCAUUGGUGACUGGGCUGUCCACACCCCGGGGACCAGAUAGGAGAUGACACAUGGAAGAGGAGGCAGCCAGAUCCCAGGAAGACAGAUGGGUUUUGGUCGGGCACCUUGGGGUCCCUAGGUGGGUGAAGACACCAACCACAGGCCCUGGCGGAAGGGCAACCGCACCGGCUUAUUUAUUAACAGGAUAACCCUUGAAUGUAACCCUGAAAGGGCAGCCCAGGCCCAGGUCGGGUGUAGGAUCUAGCCUAGACGGCUGGGACAGAGAAAUGGGGCUGCACAGCGACCCCCUGGGCCAGGGAGCUGUUCUGGAGCCCACUCUGGGAGAAGGAUUCUCCUCCUUAAGCAGUGAGCGGAAA
Castor canadensis (American beaver) is the source of this 2776-nucleotide messenger RNA. RefSeq names its product semaphorin 3B (gene Sema3b). Lineage: Eukaryota; Metazoa; Chordata; Mammalia; Rodentia; Castoridae. Gene Ontology annotation, cellular component: plasma membrane. Gene Ontology annotation, biological process: axon guidance; neural crest cell migration; positive regulation of cell migration. The record is from RefSeq and is a predicted model, not a curated record. Gene Ontology annotation, molecular function: chemorepellent activity; semaphorin receptor binding.